This is a messenger RNA of Solanum tuberosum (potato), 789 nucleotides long. Its product is annotated as 40S ribosomal protein S17-like. The transcript has a single exon. Gene Ontology annotation, biological process: translation. NCBI's taxonomy places the organism in Eukaryota, Viridiplantae, Streptophyta, Magnoliopsida, Solanales, Solanaceae. Gene Ontology annotation, molecular function: structural constituent of ribosome. Bases 140 to 595 code for a protein of 151 amino acids. The record is from RefSeq and is a predicted model, not a curated record. Gene Ontology annotation, cellular component: ribosome.
UUUCUCCCCCAAAUUCUCAAUCUUUUAAAACCCUAGAGCUACUCAUUAGCCCUAAUUCUCCUUCUUCUUCCUCCUCCCUACACAGCUCGAAUCCCCUACCCCUCCCCCCUCCCCUUCGCCGCCGCUCCGGUAAGCAGCCAUGGGUCGUGUCCGUACAAAAACAGUGAAGAAAUCUUCACGUCAAGUGAUCGAGCGUUACUACUCAAAAAUGACCUUAGAUUUCCACACAAACAAGAAGAUUCUCGAAGAAGUUGCUAUCAUUCCAUCUAAGCGUCUCCGCAACAAGAUCGCUGGAUUCUCUACUCAUCUGAUGAAGCGAAUCCAAAAAGGUCCAGUUAGAGGCAUUUCUCUAAAGUUACAAGAGGAAGAGAGAGAACGCCGUAUGGACUUUGUUCCUGAUGAAUCUGCUAUUAAUACUGAGAGGAUUGAAGUUGAUAAGGAGACUAUUGACUUGCUUGCUUCAAUGGGUAUGAGUGAAUUACCUGGUGUUGUACUCAAGGAAGAGCAGACGGUGGCUAUUGCUGGACCUGUUGGUGGAUUUGGCGGUGGUCGUGGUGGAUUCGGCGGCGGACGUGGAGGUCGUGGUGGGUACUGAGAUCGGUUUGUUCGUUUUAUUUUGUUAUGAGAAGUGAUUUUUCCUGAAUUGUAGACUUGAUUUUAUCUGAUUAUUGUUUAAAUUUGGGAUUUUGUGAACCAAUUUAGUUUUUUUUUAACCUAUGGGUAAUGUGCAUUUCUCUUUAUGAAAUAUGAAUUGAAUAUUGCAGAACUAUAAAGCUUUUGUUUUUUUAA